UAGAGCGGAAAACGGUAUUAAAGAAUAUUCUCUUUAUAUCAGCCUCCGCGUGCAGGUUUAUUUGAAAAAUGGCUGCAAUUUGGGAGGAAAAAAAGGCCUAUCAGGAGCUUCUUUACUGGGAUGAACUUGUACAGAAUGGACACACACUGCACCCUCACGAUUACAGCAGGUACGAGGAGCUGCGUUACUGGUACGAGUGUGUGUGUUACGAGGAUGAGUUGAGACAUUACCACGCUUAUCUGUCUGAGUGGAAGAAACGAGAAGCUGAACUUCCUCCUCCUGAAAUGCCGGUGCAGCCGCUCCCUCAGCGCAUGUUCAUCACUGAGGAUCGACACGUGAAGGCCAAACAUGCUACAGUGUACCCCGGUGCUGAGGAGCUGCAGGCCGUGCAGAACAUGGUGUCCCACAUGGAGACCGGCCUGAAGACCGUGGCUGAGAUCAUAAACAAGCAGGAAAACAGUGAGGUGAAUAAACUGCGGGGGGUACUCCGAGUGGGGCUGGUAGCUAAAGGGUUGCUGCUGAAGGACGACAUGGAACUGGAACUGGUUUUACUCUGCAGUGACAUUCCAACCAACACGCUGCUCCAGACUGUCAGUGAUCAGCUCACCGAAGUCAUGAAGAAGCAGAAGGAGGGCGAGUACAUGAUCAGUCCAGCACGUGAGGAUGCAGCGGUGAGGGUGAUGAAGGUGAAGGACCCGAAGCUCACCAUGAAGAUUCAUCUCACCUCCCCAGUAGUGAGAGAGAAAUUAGAGAAAGCUCCGCCCGACGCUCUGGACACAAACAAAUGCCUGGAGUCUCUCGCGUCUCUGCGCCACGCCAAGUGGUUCCAGGCUAAAGCUAACAGCCUGCGGUCGUGCGUGAUCGUCAUUCGAAUCCUGAGAGAUCUCUGUACCCGCGUCCCCACCUGGGCACCCCUGAAAGGAUGGGUGUUGGAGUUGUUGUGUGAGAGAGUGAUCAGUACGAGUGAUCGGCCAAUGGGAGCAGGUGAAGCUCUGAGGAGAGUUCUCGAGUGUAUAGCAUCAGGAUUACUGCUGAAUGAUGGUCCUGGUAUUUCUGACCCGUGUGAGAGAGAGGGAGUAGAUGCCAGUCAUGAUCUCGCCCCUCAGCAGAGAGAGGACAUUACCCAGAGUGCACAGUUUGCUUUGCGGUUGGCAGCAUUUGGGCAGAUUCACAAAGUGCUGGGCAUGAACCGCCUCUCACCCAAAGCAGCACGCAUGUUCAACGACCCACAUCAUAUCUCUCAGGUGGCAGUGCCAGCACCGUACCUACCAAAGCGCCCACUGGAGUCAUUCACAGAUGGAGGGGCAAGCGACAAGAAGUUACCUCGCAAAGAGAGUCGUAGUGAACCCAAUAAUGCAGUGAUGAAGCUAAACCAGUUGCGACCAGGUCUUCUCUAUAAGGUCGUGUCCCAGACCGGUCCUGAACACAGUCCCCACUUCACCAUGUCUGUGGAGGUCGAUGGUAACAGUUAUGAAGCUGCAGGUUCGUCCAAGAAAGCUGCAAAACUAAACGUGGCCUGCAAGGCCCUGUUGGGUAUGGGUGAGACCAUCCCUGCAGAAACGAAGCCCGUACCCAGUCAGAACCAGGGAAAGGAGAGCAACACUACAGAAACCAGCAGCACGGGGACUGAAGGAGAGGCCGAGGCUGAGGUUCCUCAGCAGGGAGGGCCGAUCCUUACUAAACAAGGGAAGAACCCGAUCAUGGAGCUGAACGAGAAACGACGAAGCCUGAAAUAUGAAGUUGUCUCUGUUAAAGGGAGAUUUAAUGACAAGAUCUUCACCAUUGAGGUGGAGGUGGAUGGAGAGAAGUUUCAGGGUUCUGGUUCUAAUAAGAAGAUAGCAAAGGCGAACGCAGCACUGGCGGCUCUGGAGAAACUUUUCCCCCACAGCAGCACCGAACCUCAAAAAAAGAAACGAUUUUCACCCACGGCUUUUGGAAUGGGUGGAGUUCCCUAUGCUGGGCGUGGCAGGGGGAGAGGACAGGGCCGAGGUUUUAUAGCUAAAGGCUUCAAUUAUAAAGGCUCUACCCCAGCAGACUCCGCCUUCUAUUCCAACACAUUCACUGUUGAUUCCGGUGUAACUGGGUCUCAGGAAGAACAUGGGGGUUUGGACACUCAGAAUCAGGUGUACCAGGCUGUUCCCCCACCGUCCAGCGGCUACUACAACCAGCAGAGCCAGCAAUACGGCCAGUAUAAGAAGAACACCCAGAACACUAAUGCUAAUGCUGACCAGAGCCAGCAGUCACUGGUGGGACCUAAUUAUGGCUAUGGUUACCAGAACUCCCAGAACUACAGUUAUGGUGCGUACUCUAACCAGUCCACAUACAGUGGAACAGGAGCAGUGACUGGUACAAUGAUGGGCACAGGGACUGGCACCAUGACUGGUACAGAAUCAGAAGCAGGAAGUUAUGGAUAUCAACAAAGUGCGUAUCCAAACCUGGGAGGCUACAGCAGCAACACCAACACCAACAACUACAGCUACAAAUGAGCUUCUGUUUACUGUUAUUAUACCACCCCCAUAGGUGCAACUUCCUGUUUCCUCUUGCCAGGCUAAUCGACUCUGGUUGAUUGGCUGAUAAUCUACUCACUCGUUACCUUUAAAGUUUUAUUCAUUUUAUUUUGUAUUGUUUGUUGUGUAGCGACAGUGUGUUAGCAGUUAUUGCUCUCUUAGGUUUUAAGUAAAUGAGUAUGUGGGUGGAGAGGAAGUGACACGAGUAUUUCUGUAACCCUUAAAAAUUUAGUAAGUCGUUCAUGAUUGUAUCUGGUUUUGGUGAAUCUGUAGCGCUGAUGUGUGUCGUUGCUACUGUGACAAUAAACAUUUUCUAUUUUUAAACUUUUAAA
Trichomycterus rosablanca is the source of this 2839-nucleotide messenger RNA. RefSeq names its product interleukin enhancer binding factor 3a (gene ilf3a). The record is from RefSeq and is a predicted model, not a curated record. Bases 69 to 2486 code for a protein of 805 amino acids. Gene Ontology annotation, cellular component: precatalytic spliceosome. The transcript has 19 exons. Gene Ontology annotation, molecular function: single-stranded RNA binding; double-stranded RNA binding. NCBI's taxonomy places the organism in Eukaryota, Metazoa, Chordata, Actinopteri, Siluriformes, Trichomycteridae.